Striga hermonthica is the source of this 594-nucleotide messenger RNA. NCBI's taxonomy places the organism in Eukaryota, Viridiplantae, Streptophyta, Magnoliopsida, Lamiales, Orobanchaceae. The record is from the annotation of a GenBank genome assembly.
AUGGAGAAGAAGAUGGUAUUAGUUUUGAGCAUGAUUAUGUUGAUAAUUUCAGGCAACUCUGCCGGCGUUACGUUGGGUCCCGGCGACUGUCUCGACGGCUGUUCCACUGCCUGUGUUAACUCUAACACUAGACUAAUGGCUCGGUGCGAGCGGAAGUGCCAGAUAAGGCUAAUAGAACCACAACUUCACCACUCGAACCAAAGCCCGGGAGGAAUACCCCACGAGAGAGGGCAAAGUAACCGGCAAACACGGCAACGAGAAGGACCCAAAUGUCAUAAGACUCGUAUCGGACCGUCAAUACCUCUUCUCUCCAUAGAGACACCAUUGUCAGGCCAACACCAAGAGUCCACGCUACUCUCGGCCCCCACACAAUCCGGCGAGCUCGCCACUACCGCCUCGCCGGAGAACCCCACUCUCCAAUCCGGCGAGCUGGUCACCACCGCCCCCGCCGGAGAACCCACUCUCCUCGCACCACGGAGAAGCAGGCAAUGGGAACCAAGACUACGGCAAACCGCACCCCAUCCACCGCUACACGGCGAAGAUGCCGGUCGCCAAGCCACCACCGAGACAAAAAGCAAUACAAUGUGGAUUUGA